Molecule: messenger RNA, 2205 nt
Organism: Laccaria bicolor S238N-H82
Lineage: Eukaryota; Fungi; Basidiomycota; Agaricomycetes; Agaricales; Hydnangiaceae
Exons: 3
Coding region: 1-2205 (734 amino acids)
Source: RefSeq, a predicted model, not a curated record
AUGAGGAAGAUCACCCCAUCCAAGCCUAGUUUUGAUCUCAAUGCAGCUAUCUCAGCUGUGGAAUCCUUGCUUGGUGGGAAGCACAACAGCCAUCCUGCUUCAGUCAAAUAUGUUGCACUUAGGGAUGGUUCAGGAGCCCUAGCUCAUGUCAUUCAGAUUCAGAGUGACGUGGAUGAUAGCUGGCUUGAGGCCAUGGCUCAGGCCACGGCUCAAGGCUUCGUGCAUCAUGAGCUUGAGCUUUGGGCUUUGCUGGGCCUUGAUGAUGGCCCAAGAAGGCCUGGCUUUGGGACGGCUGGCCCUGGCUGGCUUACGGCUUUGGGCCGGGCCUGGCACAUCACUAGGUGCCGUUAUGAAGAAAACUGCAUUUGUUUCAGGCCAUACUCUCUACUGAAUAAUUGCAAUCACUUGCUACAUGCAAUCAGGCAUCAUUCUGACCGUGAUUUCCCCAGUGCGGCAGUGCCUCCUGUCCUUGUCCCUUAUCAAGACCAAAUACCCAAGCCCGUCCUCCCCAACUACAUCCCUUUCAAAUGCGCCCCUCAGCCUUUUCUUGACCUCCAUUGCCUCUCUGACUCCGCGCCACCACAAUCGGAUUCGUAUAGCGCUCUUGCGUUUUGGUUCCGAUCUUUCACUAUAUCGUCCUCGCGACCUUCCUUGGACCUGAACCACGUGGCACCCCGACUAGGACCCCGAAAAAUUUUGGGCAACUCGUCGACUGCAACACACAGUCUGGCCUAUAUACACAUGUCUGGGACCGGGCUGAAGCCCAAAAGUCAGGCGGCUCCGCCACAAAAAGGUAAAGUGACGACCACUCGACAAAAUCGACCAGCCGACACAGAAGUACAGGAACGCGGAAAGACGAGAGCGACCGGGUCGGUGGAGACAGACGAAUACGAGCACAAAAUCGGCGACUCGGAUAAAGGGAGAUCUUUCCUUGAAGGAAGGCUGCUCAUGGUUCCGGCGGGGGCACUGCUCACUUUGGGUGCACUCGCCACAACACUCUUCCAGAUCGCGGCCAUGCCAGGCGUUGCCCUCCCUGCAGUUAACGCAGUAUGCGCGGUCGCUUUUCUGCUAAGGGACGUCAAACUGGAAGUAGUGGCGGAAGACAUCAGGGAUAUCGCCGUUGCCCAGUACAACGAAUUGACCAACGACUUGAAGGAUUUCACGGAGGGGCUCAGGGUGAAGGUUAUGGAGGAGUUGGAGAAGAAGACGGAGGUGUUGAAAGAAAAGACAGUGGAACUAGCAGAGGUGGUCGAAAAAGCGGCACAACAGGUGGGGAACGCGGCCAGCUCCCCAUACAGGGACGCGUUGACAAGGACGGCCUCUGGAGCCCCAAUGGAUGCCAAUCCUCGUCUAGCUGCAAAGGAGAACAUCAGGCAACGACAAUCUCUAAUCGACCUACCCAAGGGAUCAAGCCUCAGCAACUGCGCCAAUCCGGUUCUGGUGGGUAAGUUCGCGGAGGCAAUGGGAAGGGCGACAGGACAACAGCACAAAAUCAGGUCGGCUUUGAAGCUACAAAACGGUGGUAUACUGGUAGAGAUGGUCACAGACGACGGCGCGGCCUGGCUGGCCUCCAAGGCCAACGCAGAGGCCUUCCUGCAGGAGCUAGGCGAAAAGGAGGCCUCUUUCAAGAUGAGGUCGUUCAACGUCAUCGCCUACUACGUGCCGCUGAACCUGGAUGCUAACAGUGAGAAGGACAGGGGGGAGAUCGAAGAGAUGAACAACAUACCAAAGGGCGCAUUGACGAAACUAAGGUGGAUCAAGCCCCCGGCACGUAGACGACCAGACCAACGUUUCGCCCAUGUAAUCGCCACAUUCUCAGACACGGAAUCGGCCAACCGGGCGAUAGUCAACGGUCUGUCGAUAUGUCACAAGAGGGUAUCAGUAGUGAAGUGCAAGAAGGAGCCCAUAAGGUGCCUCAAGUGUCAAGGCUGGGACCACAUCGCUCUGGAAUGCGUCAUCGCAAAGGAGGUGAAUGUGUGUGGUACAUGUGGGGGGGAUCAUUGGACGAGUAAGUGCUCAGUGCAAGACGUUGUUCACUGCAGGUCUUGCAGGACAGACUCUCACACAAGCUGGGACCGCGGCUGUCCGACCUUCCUCCGGAAAAUAGAAGAACUCAAUGCCAGGGAUCCAGCCAACGACUUACCUUUCUUCCCAGCAAAGGAAUCGUGGACAUGGGCAGCAUCCUACCCAUCCUACGGUCGUUGA